Molecule: messenger RNA, 2142 nt
Organism: Bipolaris oryzae ATCC 44560
Lineage: Eukaryota; Fungi; Ascomycota; Dothideomycetes; Pleosporales; Pleosporaceae
Exons: 2
Coding region: 1-2142 (713 amino acids)
Source: RefSeq, a predicted model, not a curated record
AUGCGUCUUCUCACAUACAACGAAGACGAUACCCUCGCCAUCAAGAGCUUUCACGAUGAGCCGGUGCCUCCUUAUGCGAUACUUUCUCACACUUGGGGGGAAGAAAAAGAAGAAGCGACAUAUGCAGACAUCAACAAUGGAGUCGGUCAGGGCAAGGCUGGCUACGAGAAGAUCCGGUUUUGCGGCACACAAGCACGGCGUGAUGGCCUACAGUACUUCUGGAUAGAUACUUGCUGUAUAGACAAAGAUGAUGGGACUGAGCUUGCUUUCAGCAUCCGGUCGAUGUUCACAUGGUACCGGAACGCCACGCGAUGUUAUGUAUACUUGUCAGAUGUUACAAGUCCCACUUCGGCUGUCAAUAGCGAUCUCCCUAAGCAUCACGGUAUACCACCUGAUCGUCAGGCACAUCAAUUUGAAUUUUCGAAAAGCAGAUGGUUCACGCGAUGCUGGACAUUACAGGAACUUCUGGCUCCAUCUGAGGUCUACUUUUUCAACAAAGAAGGAAACGAGAUUGGUGAUAAGCUGUCGCUGAUAUCAGAUUUAUCCCGGAUUACAGGCAUUCCUAAAUCCGCAUUACAAGGUGCAGCAUUGCCUCAUUUCAACAGUGUGUACGCUCUUAUGGGCAUCUUUGGUGUUAGUGUAUCUCCAGUUGAUAAGGAGAGCCCAGCAGAAGCGAUGGUCCGAGUCGAACGUGAAGUCGACAGGCAAAAUAAGUGUGUCCAGGACCUACAAUCUGCCAAUCCUUACGAUGACAAGACACGUAUUGAAGCAACAAAGGGCGGUCUACUGGUCGACUCAUACCGCUGGAUCAUCGACAAUAGCACCUUCAAGAAGUGGCAACAAGACCUUAGCACUCGACUACUCUGGGUUAAGGGCGAUCCUGGUAAAGGCAAGACGAUGCUGAUGUGCGGUAUAAUUAACGAGGUGCAGAAGACAAGACAAAAUAACACAAUCGCGUACUUCUUCUGCCAAGCCACUGAUACGCGUAUCAACAAUGCUGUAGCGGUAUUGCGGGGCUUGUUGUAUAUGCUCGUGAUUCAGAACCCAUUACUUACUUCCCAUAUUCGAAAACGGUACGAUCAAGUUGGCAAGAAGCUAUUCGAGGACACAAAUGCUUGGGUAGCCUUGUCACAGAUUUUUGUGGAAAUGGUGUGCGACAACGACUUGAACACGGUUUACUUAUUUGUUGACGCUCUUGAUGAGUGUGUCGCAAAUUUACAUGAACUGCUGGACCUAAUAAUUCUUACUACCGCCAAAUCGCCUCAUGUGAUGUGGCUGUUGACUAGCCGAAACGAGAGCCAUAUCGAGCAGAAAUUGAAGUCGGUCACUGACAAGGCUAGACUGAGCUUAGAACUGAAGCAAAACGCUAGCCAAAUCAUGAAAGCGGUAGAAGACUAUAUUGACCACAAGUUAUCUUCACUCGACAUUGUUGAAGGAGAUGGCGUGCGCGAUAAGAUUAGAGAUGAGAUGCGGAAGAAGGCCGACGGCACUUUUCUCUGGGUCGCCUUGAUGAUACAAGAGCUCGAGAAACAUGACUGCUUCGAUCCUCUAGCGGUAGUGGAAACGACUCCAGCGGGUUUAGACCAGUUCUACGAUCGAAUGUUAAGCCAGAUCGAGCAGAACCCAAGGUCUGCAGAUAUGCUCCGGAUUCUACUUUGCACGAUAACAGUUGCAUACCGUCCGCUCUACCUCGCUGAAGCAGGAAGUUUGUGUGCACUACCAGGGACCACAGAGAUGCACCGAAAAAUCAUAGCCUCAUGUGGCUCAUUUCUUACCAUUCGCGACGAACAAGUCUAUCUUGUCCAUCAGUCGGCAAAAGAAUAUCUUAGCCACAAGAUGCAGAACAAUUGUCUUCCUUUCCCAAGGACUAUCCACUAUCAGCUAUUCACUCAGUCCAUCAAGAUAUUAUCAAGUACGCUGAGGCGCGAUAUCUAUGCUCUGGAGCAGCCUGGUGUCUCAAUCAAUGACGUGGAAACACCUAGCCCUGAUCCGCUCGCGAAUGCACGUUACUCAUGUGUCUACUGGGUUUAUCACCUUCGCGCGCUGGACCCCAAUUUCGUCGGCAAGCCCAAUGCCCAUCAAAUUGCAACAGUAAUUCAAGAAUUUCUAAGAAAAAACUCCUUUAUUGGUUCGAAGCGUUGA